Messenger RNA from Tribolium castaneum (red flour beetle), 2890 nucleotides. It is a transcript of the gene Sb, whose product is annotated as Stubble. Lineage: Eukaryota; Metazoa; Arthropoda; Insecta; Coleoptera; Tenebrionidae. Gene Ontology annotation, molecular function: serine-type endopeptidase activity. The record is from RefSeq and is a predicted model, not a curated record. Gene Ontology annotation, biological process: proteolysis. The coding region runs from base 506 to 2173 and encodes 555 amino acids. The transcript has 10 exons.
AAAGCGCCGCUGAAGAUGCCUCCGACGUUAUCAUACGGCACAAAGGGUGUCUGGGAGAGAGUUUCCAGUGACCCACUUGUCUGCAAGAUGUAUGCCAUGGAAGUGCUCUUUCAAGCAGUCGGUAGCUGAUUGUCGUCGCGCGCGCCGCGAGAUCUUUCACCGGCGGUUACUUUACUUCGGACUCGUGCUAACACCCAGUGAGAUGCAGGUGCAGGUGGAUGGUGGAGAAAUGGUGCGGGUGUGAACGACUCAAAUCGGUGUAGCUGUCAGUGCGAGAUAAUAAAUUGCUCAAGAGCUCCUCAUGAAUGAAACAGCAGUGGCGGCGCGUCUUAGCAUUUGAUGCAACAAUAAAAUCGUUUACAACAAUAAUAAAGUUAAGUGAUGUUUAACGUGCGAUUCGCUCUCUAACUGUUACUGCGCGGGUGACAAUUUGUGCUUUGUUUGACAGUUAAUUAUAGUGCGAAUGGAUUGUCGUGGAGUUACAUUGUGGUAGAUAGAGGACUUAAUGGGAUCAAGCAUGCUCUGGAUGGCCAUUCUUGGCGCCAUAUUGGUGUGGUCAGCUCCAGGUGCUCCAUCUCGGAGAGGCCAAGCUUAUCAGAUAAGUCCGAAACCUUGCUGGGUCGACGGCCAAGAAGGCACGUGCAUGUUCGUGUACGAGUGCAUCAAAUCCGAGGGGUACCACAUCGGCAUGUGCGUGGACACCUUUAUGUUUGGUUCCUGCUGUGCACACAACGCUACCGACAACAACGUCGUACCCAUCCAACACGACCAACCGGCCGUGCUCUACACUCCUCCUAGUCAACAUAGUCAUACCACUAACAAGCCAAUUAGUCAUAGUAGGCCCAGGCCGACAAGUCAUUCGCACCUAAGUCAGUCAACAAAAGCGCCAAAUCGUCCCGUAACUCCGCCUCCAGCCCAUACUCUGGCGGCCUCUAUGAACGUGAGGCCCAACUUGUCGUCGAGGAACCCCACACAACCACCCCGUCACACCGACGCCCUCUCAGGGGCUAAUAGUAUAGCGAUAGGGGUUUAUACGAAGCCGGGAUGGCAAUCGACGACAGAACCGGGUUUUAUCACGUCUCACAACCAGAAUUCCAUUCAGACGGGCUCCAAACCGCAGUGGCAGGUCACUACAGAACCGGCUUUUGUGACGAGAGUUAAAGCGAAACCUAGUAGUUUUAAGCCGAAGCCGAAACCCACCAAGAAACCGAUACAGAAUACGACGAAGGUGGGCAGCAAGGGGACCACGAAAGCUACCACAAAAAGGCCGCCAACUUCAGCGAGUCCUGUCGUCAACACUGAAGCCACCACUGUGCAAAAAGUUUCAACAGCUCCUGAUUUGAUGCAAACGUCCACGAUUGGAAGUGUUGUCUCAGCUCCAAUUUCGGCGAGAGUUGAAUGUGGUGUACCCAAGAUGACGACCCAACCCCAGUCGAAAAUCGUGGGGGGUAAGAACGCCCCUUUUGGCCGGUGGCCCUGGCAGGUUUCAGUGAGAAGGACCUCCUUUUUCGGCUUCUCCAGCACGCAUAGGUGCGGAGGUGCGAUCCUUAACGAGAAUUGGAUCGCAACAGCUGGACAUUGCGUCGAUGAUUUGCUCACAUCCCAGAUCCGGAUUCGCGUCGGCGAGUACGACUUUUCCAGCGUCCAGGAGGAGUUUCCCUACGUCGAAAGGGCCGUCGCUCGGAAAGUCGUUCAUCCGAAGUACAACUUUUUUACGUACGAAUACGAUCUGGCUCUGGUGCAGCUUGAUAAAGCGCUGGAAUUUGCUCCGCAUAUAUCUCCGAUUUGUCUGCCUGCCUCCGAUGAUCUGCUCAUCGGGGAGAACGCCACCGUCACCGGCUGGGGGCGGCUGAGUGAGGGCGGCACGCUGCCCUCCGUCUUGCAAGAGGUCCAAGUCCCCAUCGUGAGCAACGACCGCUGCAAGAGCAUGUUCCUUCGUGCCGGAAGACACGAGUUCAUCCCGGACAUUUUCCUCUGUGCCGGGCACGAAAAUGGCGGCCGGGACUCCUGUCAAGGCGAUUCCGGGGGACCUUUACAAGUUAGAGGCAAAGACGGCCACUACUUCCUCGCCGGAAUCAUCUCCUGGGGAAUCGGCUGCGCCGAAGCCAACCUUCCCGGAGUUUGCACCCGGAUUUCCAAAUUCGUCCCCUGGAUAUUGAAACACGUCACCUGAGACGCCCCGCACACUUUUCGUGUACAUACAAGUGUACAGAAGUUGUAUAUUUUUGUUAAUUUGCUGUAUAUAAGUAUAUAAAACUGUUUUCCAUUUGUUAAUUUUAGCCCAUGUUAUGCAUAAUUUAUUUAAUAAUACGUACGUGUGAUAUCUGUUAGGUAAGUUCUACAAUUUUGUAAAUAUUUAUUUUUACUCGAGACGAUUUAAUUACUUGUCGGGACAAAAGUUGAUUGUUAAUCCCCGUUAAUUGUUAAAUUUUUGUCGUGAAAAUUUAAUUUUUUGACGAUGCUUCAACCACAUACAUUUCGCUGUUAAUUUAUUCAAAGUCGAAUAAAGCCGAGCCCCUAAUAUGGUGGAUGUAGCGCUUAUAACCGGAUUACUUGAAAUGAGGAAAUUAAGAACCGCAGACGAAAAUGACGGUCGGCAUCUCCACAGCAACCGCUGAAAAAAAACAUAUUUCAGGCGCUGUUUUUCAUAAUCGGAGUCGUGAGACACGGAUUUGUUCCUGAAUGUGAUUUUCCAGUCAUUUGUGAUCAAAUUCUAGAAUUAAGCACUUCUGCAGAGCGUAGAUAAGUUCAUUCAUAUCGCAUUACUAAUCGUAACUUUAAUCAGGGCUACUAAUUGCGUACAAUAUUAGGCUUGUACAUAGGCUAGGAUAAGAGAAAUAUUUAAUUUUGUACUUUUCCAAAGAUGUAAUAAAUAUUUUUGACAAAACAA